AUGGCCGAUGCUGCGAAGACGAAGACUCCCAGACCGGGGCCGUUUGCACGACGAACACUGAAGAAAGCAUCGUCGCCAGGGCCUUUGCGCAUCACCAUGCUGAGUGGAGAACUCCUGGGCGAAACAGACGCACGGCGGCAUCGGACAGCAAGGAAGCUGGCGACGUACGUAGGGGAGUACUGCUGCGCCACGCCGGCACCGAAGCAGACCAUAAGGCUACUGCACGCCGGACGAAGGCUGCAGGGCGGGAGACUACGCAUCGAUGCCACAUCAACCGUGCAGGCCGUCUUCCUGCCCUACGUCCAGAUACACGACGGCUCGAGGGAGUCGGAAGACUUCCGCUUGGCCCUGUGGAACAGAAACACCUCGAAGCUGAAAAAAAUACUUUGGCGGCCACUGGACCCCAACACCGUCUUCCAGCAAUUCUACCCGACGCCGACUUCGGGACUGGAACUUCUCAUGCUGAACCAGAACAGACCCUGGUCGCUGCCUGCCCUACGAACGUUGCUGGAAGCCAAAGCAAAACUGGACCGACCCGAAAACAAAGACGUGCUGGCCCUCGCCGUGAGAUAUGCGCCAAGCAGCCACGUGGAGACGCUCCUAAAGCACCGGGCCGACCUGGGCGGCUCCGCGGAUCCCUGGCGGCCCCUGGACAUAGCAUGCCACGACCACCCCGAAAACCUGCUACAGGGCCGUCCACAUCCAGGCAAGAUCACGAUGCUGCUGGCAGCCCGAGCCGAUCCCACGCGAAUGCUCGAGGACCCGACCAGCUGGGCCCAAAACCCAAGCCACCCAGACUGGUCCUACGGAGCCAACCCUCGAAGCCUAGCAACCCUCGUGGCCCUAGCCUGCGCAGCAGCAGCUCACUCAGACCCGGAGUGCAUGCAGCAAGUCGCGCGAGCGGCAGCGAACAAAAGUGCCAUCCCCUUAGAAUAUGUAAGCGACAGCACCCCCGGAAUGCAGGUCCUCACCGCAAGCCUGUGCAGUGCAGCUUGCACAGGCAACGCCCGCAACGUGUGCUGGCUACUAGAAAUGCGAUGCCCAGCAAAUGCACGCGUCGGCCGACACCUCCUGGAAGGUGAGUCCUGUCUCGUAACCAAUGCCGAGAGUCAGUGCACAGCCUUAAACCUCGCAGUCAGAAGCGGCUCCGUCGCCGCCACCCAAGCACUCCUCCACGCCAAGGCCGAUCCGAAUCUCACCUUCGACGAGCUUGCCGCCCUGGACCGAGCUGCGCUGCACAAGGCACCAGCAACGAUAAUAGAAUGCAUACUAGCGGCCAGAGGCGAAGCGACCACGCCCACAGCGCACACGACAUCUCCGCUGACCGGGGCGCAUACCCGAGCGGCGAACCCGACAAGGCUCCUCAGCCCGGGGCCGCCUGCGGACUCGCAACCAAGCAAUGCGCAAGACGUCAGACGGGCCACUGCUCACGUUGGUGAAGCCAUCAUGCAGCCCGAAAGCAGCCGACGGUGGGCCGACAUGACAGACGACGACGAUCAGGCGACCGGCUGGGACUUCGAAGCGUUCAAGAAGGACUACCUGGCGAGGAGAUGCAGCCUGACACUUCUGACGCCCGUGCAUGCCCCAGGCGGAACAAUCAAGAUCGACGAGGCGCGCUGCCUGGAAAACCUCCCCGACAACCGCACCUCGACGGGACACGACCCCGCCCUCCGGCGCGAAGCCAAGAACACCCCGACGGAAGAAGGCAUCACGGCCCCCAAAAAGCCACUGCCGCGCCAGCCACGAUGGACGGCCGACGACGAGAGAGCCCUGGAUCGUGCUUUCCAGCGAGCAGAGGCACCGGAGAGAAGCUACACCCCAAAGGCGCACAACACCUCCCCCGGCAAGCGUCUAGUCCCACUGUGUGCACAGGCCGACAGAGCCGCCGAGGCAACACCGCCAAGAAACGAAGCCGUGGAAGCGGCAAAGCUCGCAAGGAAUGCCGCUGAACCAUCUCACGAAGGACCGGCCGCGCGACGAGGGGGGGCCGAGGCGGGCUCCGACCACGACACGGAGCCCGGACCCAGCGUCGAGGAGCACUUUCGGGGCACGCUGGCCAUCAAGAAGAUGUCAGGCGACGGCAACUGCCUCUUCCACGCGCUCGGAGAGAACACCGGCGAGAGCGGGGCAUGCCUCCGAGCCCUAAUCAUCCAGUACCUCAGAGAGAACGCAGAAGCCGAAGAAGACGAAGAGCAAGUGCAGGCCUGGCUACAGGAAAGCCAAUACCUCCAAAGCGAUCCGGGUCACUGGGGCGGCGACACGGCCAUCAUCGCUUUCACCCGCAUGAGUGGCAACUUGCACGGGCAGCAGCGAGUCCUUUUGCACUGGCGGACGCCAAACGGCGACAUCCUCACGAGCGAGCGCACGCACUCGGACGUGGACGAAGCAGCCCAACGCGGGCCGCACGCAGCACCGAACGCCACGGAAGUGAUCCAUCUCUGGUACAACGGCAGGGACCACUACGACCUGCUGGUGCCCAUAGAGUGGCCGCCAAGCGCCAUGGCACCGCGGACAAGCAGCCGCGGCGCCAAACGCGCCGCAAGGCCCAAGGGGCAGCGGCUCGAGCAACGCCGCCAACUGGAACAGCGAUACUCAGCCGUGCUGGCAAACCAGCCCGCCGCACAGAUUCUGCUGCCGAACCCACACGACAGGAACACAAGCGCGGCCCACUGGCGACUCGAGAUUUCGCGAGCAACGCGCCUGCUGGACCUGCUCCAAGAGCCCGACCACGCCCAGCUACAAGAAGCCCUCAACACGGCAUAUGCCGACAGCUUCCAGGACGAAGACGAGUACCUGAAACAAGACAUGCCCAAGACUGAAUCGCCGGAACUGGAAAGCACCGCAUGGGUCGAGGCCUUCCUCGAGCGGCUCCACGCCAUCGUCAUAAUAACUCGGAUGAAGCACAAGAUCGAGCAGCUCAGCACGCCGGAAAGCCAAGAUCACCCAUGGGAGGCGCGCGUACGGCAUCGCCAGACAGCACUCCAUCGCUUGUUCCAGGCACAUGCCACGCCAGUCCACCUUCACGACCCAUUCCAGCGCCUCUUACCCCGGCCGGAAGACGAGUCCAUCAGCAAGCGCGCCUGGGAGGACUGGCUGUUCGCCGUUCGACAGCUACUCCGACUCGUACCUCAGGGAGACCGCAUUGGAUCGCACAGCUUCGUGCUGCACCACUUCGACGCAGCACUACGACGGGAUCCCAGGCUGCGCAAGGCGCUACCGCAACCAGAGACCGCCACGGACACGAGGAUGGACGCAUGGCAACACGCCUUCCUCGGCGCAGUGGAGGCCAUUGUCACAGCCAACCAAAGUGCGGCUCAAGAGAACAGGCAAGCAGUACGAGCACGAGGGACUCCUCGGACUGCGAGUCCCACAGCAGCAACAACGACUGAAAGAGCAAGCACCGUCAUGGAAAAGAACAACCGUGCCCCCAAACAUCGAGACACGGCGGCGCGAGCAAAAGACGGCACACAGGAAGUGCACAACGAAGACAUGCAGCACAGCGAGCCAAGCCAAUGCAAACACCACUGA
Messenger RNA from Symbiodinium sp. CCMP2592, 3528 nucleotides. NCBI's taxonomy places the organism in Eukaryota, Dinophyceae, Suessiales, Symbiodiniaceae. The record is from the annotation of a GenBank genome assembly.